AAAAACAACAAAUAACAACACAUUGCGUUUCGGUGAUCGCCGGGACAACGCGGACACUGUGUUUUACGAUUUUGUGCAAUUAAAGGCAGUGUUUUUUCCUCCACAAUGAUGCUGUUCAGUGUUACACGCUCGCUGCUUCGAGGGGCCCAACGAUUAGACAUCCACCGGAACCGGGAUGUGCACCGGUGGGUGGCACCAACGUUACGCGAACUUCGCCGGCGCCGGGAAAAGAUGGGCCCGGAAGCUGCGCUGCCCCGAUCGUCCCACUCCGACUGGAACUAUAGUGCAGAAAUCUUUGCCUUUGGCAAAAGAUUGCAAGAGUCGUUCGAUGCAAACGUGCUACAGCAAGCCUUUACGCAUCAAUCGUUCAUCGAGCAGGAAACGCGCAAACAGGCAGCAGUCGGCAUUGAGCAACCGGUGCUAGGCGUGAGCGACAACAGGGAGCUGAUUGCGCAAGGCGAACUGUUGGUUGCGGAAUACGUAGAAGCUUUCCUGUUGACGGCGCUGCCACGCUUACCGCGUCAAUUUAUCGCGUCCGUAAGAGAAGCACUCACCAGCGAAGCGCAACUCGCCCACGUAUCGGCCCAUCUCGGAACGAAGGACAUCAUCAUGGCGGCGGAGUUCUCCAUCGAUGACGCUCUGCUGGCAUCGACGCUGAAAGCCAUAGUUGCGGCACUCCAACGCUCUUCGGGUGACGAGCGUUGCUUCCUGUUCGUGCGCGACUUCCUGUGCGGUCAGCUGAACCAGCGCGACCUGUACGAGUAUCUGGAGAUAGCCGAUCCGCUUCGCACGCUGCAGGAGUACUGCAAAGAGCGAGGCCUUGCCGACCCGGAACCGCGUCUUAUCGGCAACGUUGGAAGAAACACGCUGCUGGCAGCGCACCAGGUUGGCAUUUACAGCGACCGCAAGCUACUGGGCACGGGCUACGGAGAGAGCCAGACGGUCGCAGUGGAGGAGGCUGCUCGGGACUGUCUGCGUCAGCUGUUCGGAACCGAGCUGCACAUGAAACCGGUCAAUUUCACGCUAACCUUGUCGGAUUGUGCACAACAUUUAACACGCCGUUCCGCUAGUGGUAAGGUUGAGAAGCGACAGUAAGAAUGAUUGAACGGUGUGUGUUUCCCAGUUCCUGCUGAGUGGCCAGCCUUCAUCUCGCCAGCAUUCAGAGCAGAGUGGUGUAAUUUAUUGUACAAAAACAGAAAACAAAUCACACCGGAAACGAACGAAUAAAUUAGUCCUAUCAAAUA
Anopheles merus is the source of this 1244-nucleotide messenger RNA. RefSeq names its product 39S ribosomal protein L44, mitochondrial (gene mRpL44). Gene Ontology annotation, cellular component: nucleus. The record is from RefSeq and is a predicted model, not a curated record. Gene Ontology annotation, biological process: primary miRNA processing; regulation of gene expression; rRNA processing. Bases 106 to 1095 code for a protein of 329 amino acids. Lineage: Eukaryota; Metazoa; Arthropoda; Insecta; Diptera; Culicidae. The transcript has a single exon. Gene Ontology annotation, molecular function: ribonuclease III activity; double-stranded RNA binding.